AUGCUGCUGGGCCUACAGGCUCUUCUUCUUCCUUUUUUUUUUUUUUUUUUUUUUUGCUUCUUUCUUCCUCAUGUGAUGUAUUUAAUCCGUUAUACGGAGUACUUUCUAGUCUUUUCAUAUGCGCGUAGCCUACCUCAAGCGCAAGGGUGA
Molecule: messenger RNA, 150 nt
Organism: Aspergillus niger
Lineage: Eukaryota; Fungi; Ascomycota; Eurotiomycetes; Eurotiales; Aspergillaceae
Exons: 2
Coding region: 1-150 (49 amino acids)
Source: RefSeq, a predicted model, not a curated record